AUGGCUUCUGUUCCUGAAUUCUCCCACCAUUAUUCAUUCUCUCAGUUCCAAAAUCCGUUGCUAAUUCCCCAAGAAAACUGCAUUGAUGGUAUCGGUGGUGCUAUUCCCAGCUCUGGAGAAGAAAUAAGUUUCCCGAUGUUUCUGGACAACGGUGGGGUUGAUGUUUUCCAACAGGAACCUAAUAAUCUUACACCUUCAGUCCCAACAGCUGUUUUGCCUGACAUUGAUGGCGGAUAUCCAUUGCAAGAUGUCGGUGAUGAGUUUGGAGAGGAAUGUAAUAGGAUUCUUCAUCAGAACAUCAAGCCAGUUGAACCAAAUAUGGGGGAAAACUGGGGGGUUCAAGGCAACCCAACGCAGGACAAUAACCUUAAGGCUGUUCGGUAUUCUGUUGAAGAAAGGAAAGACAGAAUUCUCAGAUAUCUGAGGAAGAGAAAUCGAAGAAAUUUUAACAAGACAAUUAAGUAUGCUUGCCGAAAAAGAGUAGCUGACAGGAGGGUCAGAGUUCGAGGAAGAUUCGCAAGGAACAGCAUUCAACUAUGUGAAGAUGAAAUGGUAAUGAGAAACGAAGACGACGACAACACUUCACCUAUUCACAAAAACUUGAUUGACUGUGAAGCUGUUCAGCAUGACGAGCUCGAUGACUGGCUGCAAGAGGCUAUGACAAAUCUUAUAUUUUUACCUGAUAUUGCUGCCUCCCCCCCCCCCUUUUUAGUUUUUCUGGGUUUAUUUUUCUGUUCAUCUUUUGCUCCUAAUUCAGAUGAACAUAUUCGGUUUACAACGGUGAUAGUUGUAGGAACAAUGCCUUCCUCUUCAUUUGCUUCGCUUGUCAAUUUGAGAACCAUUAAUGCUACUUCUUUCAUUAGUUAUUUCCCUGAACCGGUUUCGUCAUCUUACUAUUCUUGUGUUAGAAGAGUUUCGUUGUCUAAGAGGAGUUUUUGUAGGAAAUGUAAGUGUAAAUACUCUGUGGCACCCACGGAUUUUGUUGCUGAGGCAAAUAAUGCUUCUUCCUCUUCUUAUAAAGAUAGUGAUGCUGAAAUUGCUCUUAAACCUGCCCCCAAGCCGGUUUUAAUGUCCGAAGGGGCAAAAAACUAUAAGGGUUUGUCUUGGAAUGGUGAAUUGAGCGAGGGUGAGGACAGGGAUAAAGAAGAGAAUGAGAGGAGUAAAGUGAUUGAGUCUUUAGGUGAAGUAUUGGAGAAAGCUGAGAAAUUGGAAACUUCAAAUGUAAAUGUUAAUGUCGAUGUGAAUAAAGGCAAAUUGAGUGGUAAUGGUGGUGUUUCGGGCAGUGGUAAAAAGACUAAGACUUUGAAAAGUGUGUGGAGGAAAGGGGAUAGUGUUGGGACUGUGCAAAAGGUUGUUAAAGAGUCUCCUAAGGUUAAUACUAAUGAUAAUAAAGGAGGGGAGGGGAAGGUGGAGUCUCAAGGUGGAAGUGGUGCGGCGCCUUUGAGACCUCCACAACCACCUUUAAGACCUCAACCUAAGUUACAAUCUAAGCCAUCUGUAGCGCACCCUCCUGUGGUGAAGAAGCCGGUUAUCUUGAAAGAUGUUGGGGCAGGUAGAAAGUCAGAGUCUGAUCCAGAUGGGAAAAGUAAAGAAAGAAAGCCUAUUCUGAUUGAUAAAUUUGCAUCAAAGAAGCCUGUGGUUGACCCUGUCAUUGCUCAAGCUGUUUUAGCUCCUACAAAGCCAGCGAAGGGCCCUGCCCCUGGAAAGUUUAAGGAUGAUUAUCGGAAGAAAAAUAUUUCUCCAGGAGGACCUAGGAGGCGCAUUAUUAGUGAUGAUGAUCUUGAAAUUCCUGAUGAGGAGACAUCAGAGUUGAAUGUGUCAAUACCUGGUGCUGUAACUGCAAGGAAAGGGCGGAAAUGGAGUAAAGCUAGAAGGAAGGCAGCCAGAAUACAAGCUGCCAAAGAGGCAGCACCUGUUAAAGUAGAGAUUUUGGAAGUUGGAGAAAAAGGCAUGUCGGUAGAGGAGUUAGCGUACAAUUUGGCCAUUGGUGAGGGGGAAAUCCUUGGAUCUCUGUACUCCAAGGGGAUUAAACCAGAUGGAGUGCAAACUUUGGACAAAGACAUUGUUAAGAUGGUGUGUAAGGAGUACGAGGUUGAAGUCAUAGAUGCUGACCCUGUUAAGGUAGAAGAAAUGGCAAAAAAGAAGGAAAUUUUCGAUGAAGAUGACCUAGACAAGCUACAAGACAGACCUCCUGUUCUCACUAUAAUGGGUCAUGUUGACCAUGGGAAGACAACUCUUCUGGAUUAUAUUCGUAAAAGCAAGAUUGCUGAUGCAGAAGCAGGUAGUAUAACUCAAGGAAUUGGAGCAUACAAAGUUUCAGUAACUGUAGAUGGCAAGUUACAACCAUGUGUUUUCCUUGAUACUCCUGGGCAUGAGGCUUUUGGAGCAAUGAGAGCUCGUGGGGCACGUGUUACUGACAUUGUGGUCAUUGUGGUGGCUGCUGAUGAUGGGAUUCGUCCUCAAACAAACGAGGCCAUAGCCCAUGCCAAAGCAGCUGGAGUACCAUUUGUCAUUGCCAUAAAUAAGAUAGAUAAAGAUGGAGCUAACCCAGAAAGAGUCAUGCAAGAGCUUUCAUCAAUUGGUCUAAUGCCAGAAGAUUGGGGUGGUGACAUCCCUAUGGUUCAGAUCAGUGCUCUUAAAGGGCAGAAUGUAGAUGAUCUGUUGGAGACUGUAAUGCUAGUUGCUGAGUUACAAGAGUUAAAGGCUAAUCCUGAUCGAAAUGCAAAAGGCACUGUGAUCGAGGCAGGUUUUGAUAAGUCCAAGGGACCCGUAGCUAGUUUUAUUGUGCAGAAUGGAACCCUUAAAAGAGGUGACGUAGUUGUUUGUGGAGAAGCCUUUGGAAAGGUGCGUGCUUUGUUUGAUGAUAGCGGAAACCGUAUUGAUGAGGCCGGACCCUCCAUACCUGUACAGGUCAUUGGUUUGAAUAAUGUUCCAGUUGCUGGUGAUGAAUUUGAGGUUGUUGAUUCCCUUGAUGUUGCACGUGAAAAGGCAGAGGCAUGUGCAGAGUUGUUGCGAAAUGAACGUAUGUCAGCCAAGUCUGGGGAUGGAAAGGUUACUCUUUCUUCUUUAGCUUCUGCGGUGUCAGCUGGAAAGCUUUCUGGGUUAGACUUGCACCAGCUAAAUAUUAUCUUGAAGGUUGAUUUACAGGGAUCCAUAGAGGCUGUCAGACAAGCAUUGCAGGUGCUCCCACAAUACAAUGUCACUUUGAAGUUUCUCUUGGAAGCAACAGGAGAUGUAAGCACCAGUGAUGUCGAUCUUGCAGUUGCUAGCAAAGCCAUUAUUUUCGGAUUUAUUGUGGAGACACUAGGUUCGGUCAAAAGCUAUGCAGAAAAUAAAGGUGUUGAGGUUCGCCUAUAUAGAAUUAUCUACGAACUUGUUGACGAUGUAAGGAAUGCAAUGGAAGGACUUCUCGAGCCUGUUGAGGAAAAAGUACCAAUUGGCUCUGCAGAGGUUCGGGCUGUUUUCAGUAGUGGCAGUGGUCGUGUUGCUGGAUGUAUGGUAACAGAGGGAAAGGUGGUGAAUGGUUGUGGCAUCCGUGUCAUUCGAAAUGGUCGCACAGUCCAUGUUGGUGUUCUUGAUUCAUUGCGAAGGGUUAAGGAAGUUGUUAAAGAGGUAAAUGCUGGUUUGGAGUGCGGUAUGGGAAUGGAUGAUUUCGAUGAAUGGCAGGAAGGAGAUAUUCUUGAAGCCUUCAACGCAGUCCAAAAGAAGCGAACACUUGAAGAGGCAUCUGCUUCAAUGGCAGCUGCUCUUGAAGGGGUAGGAGCCGAGUUAUAGAACGACACAGGGUGCAAAACCGGAUAUUUGGUUUUCACGACACAAUCAAAUUUGCAUGAAAGAGGCAAACCAACUUGUAGUUACUCUACUGCUGCUUUGGCCAUUGCUUAACGUGCGUGAUAUAAGAGUUUUCGCCACAAAAUUUAUAUACGAGCACAGUGCGUCAAGGUUUCUGGGUUGCAGGUUUUGUUCAUUGUUGUUUCCUUAUUUAAUUUUAUAUUUUGCUGUAUAUAUUAAGAUCCCAUUCCAGCUUUGCAUUUGAAAAGACUGGGCAGUUAGUUACAUAUUCCACAGGAUUCAAUGUAGAAAAUACAUUGCAUCAUUUACCCAAAAUGGGGGGGGGGGGAAGCAAUAUAGUGGGAUAGUGCUUUGAAA
Molecule: messenger RNA, 4149 nt
Organism: Hibiscus syriacus
Lineage: Eukaryota; Viridiplantae; Streptophyta; Magnoliopsida; Malvales; Malvaceae
Product: translation initiation factor IF-2, chloroplastic-like
Exons: 16
Coding region: 1-3774 (1257 amino acids)
Biological process (GO): translational initiation
Molecular function (GO): protein binding; translation initiation factor activity; GTP binding
Source: RefSeq, a predicted model, not a curated record